Exophiala xenobiotica is the source of this 1967-nucleotide messenger RNA. RefSeq names its product aspartyl aminopeptidase. The transcript has 3 exons. Gene Ontology annotation, biological process: proteolysis. Lineage: Eukaryota; Fungi; Ascomycota; Eurotiomycetes; Chaetothyriales; Herpotrichiellaceae. The record is from RefSeq and is a predicted model, not a curated record. Gene Ontology annotation, molecular function: zinc ion binding; metalloaminopeptidase activity. Gene Ontology annotation, cellular component: fungal-type vacuole. The coding region runs from base 46 to 1626 and encodes 526 amino acids.
AAUACUAACAAGCAUCCUUUACUUGCCCAUUUCCUCUGUGAUUACAUGCUGCUGGGCUUGAUCUUCAGAGGCCUGCCCAAGAUAAAGACCUUUUCAACCAUGGCCUGCCCUCACAUCAAAGUCGCAGCCAAUGAUUUCCUCGACUUCGUCAAUGCUUCCCCCACGCCGUUUCAUGCAGUGAGGUCCGUCAAAGAAAGGUUAAGCAAGGCCGGGUUCCAAGAGAUCAAGGAGAAAGAAUCAUGGGCAUCUACAUGCCAGCCUGGUGGUAAAUACUUCCUUACCCGAAACAGCUCUACCAUUGUAGCCUUUGCAAUUGGCAAGAAAUGGAAGCCCGGCAACCCUAUCUCCAUGAUUGGAGCUCACACCGACUCACCCUGCCUACGCAUCAAGCCGGUCAGCAAGAAACAAGGCGACGGUUUUAUUCAAGUUGGUGUGGAAACAUACGGCGGCGGGCUGUGGCAUACAUGGUUCGAUCGUGAUUUGGGCAUAGCAGGAAGAGCCAUGGUAAGAGGGAAGGACGGUAAUGUCGUUCAAAAGCUGGUUCGGGUUGACAAACCAAUUCUGCGCAUACCUACAUUGGCAAUCCAUCUCGACCGCCAGGAGACGUUCUCCUUCAACAAAGAAACUCAGUUGUUCCCCAUUGCCGGACUAGUCGCUGCCGAACUCAAGCGUCAAGACGAAAAACAGGACGAGGGCUCGAAAGAGGGUGAAGAUGAACAAUCCAAACCAUUCACACCACUGAAGGCUAUCACAACGAGGCAUCAUUCUCAUAUCGUCGAGUUGAUUGCCUCGGAUGCUGGGGUAUCACCAGAAGAUGUGAUUGAUUUUGAGAUUGUUCUCUACGACACGCAAAAGGCAUGUCUUGGGGGCUUGCAGGACGAGUUCAUCUUCUCUGCAAGACUUGACAACCUUAAUCAGACAUACUGUGCAACUAUGGGAUUGAUCAACUCGCUGCAGUCGGCUUCCGCCCUGGACGACGAAUCCUCUAUGCGCCUUGUCGCUUGUUUCGACCACGAAGAGAUUGGCAGCAUGACAGCACAGGGAGCAUUUUCAAUGAUGUUACCUGCGAUUAUUCGACGACUUUCAGUGCUACCUUCCUCAUCGUUCACAGAAAACGGCUCCGAAGAGUCUUAUGAUCAUGCCACUGAUCCGGAACUGUCUACAGCCUAUGAGCAGACUCUUUCAAGCUCCUUCUUGCUGUCAGCAGACAUGGCUCACUCAGUCAAUCCCAACUACGGAGCCAAGUACGAGUCCGACCACAGACCGGAGAUGAAUCAAGGGCCUGUCAUCAAGAUCAACGCUAAUGCCAGGUAUGCUACAAAUUCUCCAGGCAUUGUUUUACUCCAAGAAGUUGCGAGAAAGGCCGCCAAGGUCAUCGAGACCGAUCCCGAGGGCGUACCUCUACAGCUUUUUGUAGUUCGAAAUGACUCGAGCUGUGGAAGCACUAUCGGUCCUAUGUUGUCCGCUCAUCUCGGUGCUCGAACUCUCGAUCUUGGCAACCCACAACUUUCCAUGCAUAGUUGUCGUGAGACUGGUGGUGCCGAUGAUGUUCAUCAUGCUAUCAGAUUGUUCAGCAGUUUCUUCCAGCAUUACUCCGCUCUGGAGAAGACGAUACUGGUUGACUAAUUCGCCCUGGGCUGUUGCUUGAGCGAGCGCCAUGGAUUGCAGUCAAUUGCGGCUGUAUUUCUCUGCGGGACCUGCUUUGCUGUGUUGCGGGUCUUGGUCUUUACUCAGCUGUCAUGGAGAUGAAUCAUCGCCGACCAUCUCCCAAAAUUCAAGUCUAUGCAGGUUGACCUGAUUGUCAAGCCUUACUCCGUACUCAUCUGCCAAAUAUUUGACAUCGAUAACGCAGGCUCGGUUGUCAGGGAUGUGGAGUGCACCUCGAAAAUCCCUGUUGAUGUUUCCCCAACGAUGAUAUAAGAACCGUAGUAUAGCCGUGACACAAUUCGCGAUAUUUCCUUUCGACA